CUCACCACCACCAACAAAAGCAGGGCACUCUGCCUUAGCCUUAUUCUAUUCCUCUCUUCUUCUUCUUCCACUUUUCUUCCCCUCUUCUCUUUUUCUGCUCUCUGCCCUCCUCUCCUCUGUGGCCCAAAUGCUAUAGUGGGGGCAGCACAAAACCGCCCGUGAACUCUCUCAUAUCAUCAUCUCACAUUCUCACUCUCUUCUUCCUUAACUUCCUUGUCCUCUUCAAGCUCAAUGUCACUUUCCACCAAUAACCUCCCAGAAAAAGGUACCCUCUCUCCUUCCAUAUAUACACACACACACACUCAUAACAAUAACAGAGGCCAUGUUGGUCCAUAGACUUGCUUCAUUGAGUUUCCUACAAUGUCACUCUUCCCUAAUUCCAUGUUUCUUCUCAUACUCCUGCUGCUGAAUUCAGGGCAAACUGCAUUCUGUCACACCAAAGGGCUGAGACCAGGAAACUCAAUUGGGAACCAACAGGUUCCGCCUCCUCCCGUGAAUUCCACAAGGACCCAAUUCUCAGAACAGCAGUUCCUCAAGUGGGUCAAGUUUGUUGGAAGCUUAAAGCACUCUGUCUUCAGAGCAGCAAAGAACAAGCUCUUCCCUUCCUUCACCAUCACCGUCGACAGGAACCCGGCCGCCGGGGACUUCACCUCCAUUCAGGACGCCGUCGAUUCCCUCCCUUUCAUCAACAUCGUCCGGGUCGUGAUCAAGGUCCAUGCAGGAGUUUACACAGAGAAGGUGAGCAUACCGCCAUUGAAGUCAUUCAUAACGAUAGAAGGUGCUGGGGCGGAGAAGACAAUAGUACAAUGGGGGGACACAGCCAAAACCCCCGGCCCAAGAGGACACCCAAUGGGCACCUACGCUUCCGCCACGUUUGCCGUCAAUUCCCCCUUCUUCAUAGCCAAGAACAUCACUUUCAAGAAUACGACGCCGGUUCCAGCGCCGGGAGCCGCGGGGAAGCAGGCGGUGGCGUUCAGGAUAUCGGCGGACACGGCGGCAUUCCUGGGGUGCAGAUUCCUGGGAGCGCAAGACACUCUGUAUGAUCAAUUGGGGAGGCAUUACUACAAAGACUGCUACAUUGAAGGGUCCGUCGAUUUCAUAUUCGGCAACGGAUUGUCCCUAUUCGAGGGGUGUCAGGUUCAUGCAGUAGCGCAGUAUACAGGGGCGCUAACGGCGCAAGGGAGGAGCAGCCUGUUGCAGGAUACAGGGUUCUCGUUCGUCAACUGUAAGGUCACGGGGUCGGGUGCCCUCUAUUUGGGGAGGGCUUGGGGUCCUUUCUCGAGGGUCGUUUUUGCCUACACUUACAUGGACAACAUCAUCAUCCCCAAAGGCUGGUACAAUUGGGGAGACCCUACUCGAGAAUUGACUGUUUUCUAUGGGCAAUACAAGUGUAGAGGGCCCGGAGCUAGUUUCGCCGGCAGGGUGGCUUGGUCCAGAGAGCUCACCGACGAAGAAGCUAAGCCUUUUCUUUCGCUUAGCUUCGUCGACGGCUCCGAAUGGAUCAAAUUGGAAAUAUGAUAAGAGUUUUGGGUCCUUUUGGAUAUUUUUUCACUCCCUAGUAUGAUAGUUGUAAUUUUUUGUUUUACUCAAGUAUAUUUCUUCUGUAUUCCCCUUUAGCUUUGUAAAAAGGAAAGCUAGGUUCUUAGUUUUGCCCAUUUAGGGCCUUUUUUAGGAUUUAGUAGUGGGGAUAAUAUUUACUUAAAGUGGGGAUAAGUACUCUUAUCAGGAUCCAUUUCCUAAUGAUUAUAAUAAAUGCUAAUGGCAAGAAAUAAAAAGGUUGGAUAAUUGUUGAUGGCAAG
Molecule: messenger RNA, 1799 nt
Organism: Linum tenue
Lineage: Eukaryota; Viridiplantae; Streptophyta; Magnoliopsida; Malpighiales; Linaceae
Source: the annotation of a GenBank genome assembly